Molecule: messenger RNA, 1728 nt
Organism: Bactrocera oleae (olive fruit fly)
Lineage: Eukaryota; Metazoa; Arthropoda; Insecta; Diptera; Tephritidae
Source: RefSeq, a predicted model, not a curated record
ACUUACCAGUAACAUCCAAUUCCUCAUAAUUGACCACGACAAGCCACGCUUUCUGUCUUUAAAACAUGUAAAUGAGAUUUUGAUUGGCCUGUUUACUUGUGUUUACAAGAAUAUCAAAGUGACCACAUCUUACGGCCAGCUGUUUUCCUUUCGUAGCAACACGAUGACGUUGCGCAUGCGCCUCUGCGCAAAUAUAAAGAACUGUCUCAGCGCCAAUGUGAAGUCAUUUUAAUUUCGCGGCUUGCAGUGCGCAGUACUUUCGAGUGUACAAAUAAGUGUUGGGAAGUUGGAAUUUAAGUUGUUUUUUACAAACAAGCUCUUUAAGAAUUUGGCAAUAUGUUCCUACAACUUCAAAGAAACUGUUAUACGCUGAGAGCAGUGCUCUUCAUAUCCUUCAUCUUUCUUUCAUUACUCAACCCAACGAUGGUUGCUGGCGGUAGCAUACCCUCGACACAUAAAAAUCCGGCACAACAACAGCAAAUCGGCGCACCACAACAAGUACAUAUGCAACAACAGCAUUCGCUGCAACAGCCACACCAACAACAAGCAGCAGAACUCCAUCACAGCAUGAAUCAACAGAACACUAACCCACAGCAGCAGCGGCUACACGAACAACCGGAACAAAUGUUGUCAACACUAUCGCAACUAUCAACAAUAACAACAAGUGGCAACAGCAAUCCAGUCAAUCAUGAGUACAUCAUGAAAGACAUUGGCGUGGAUGAGGAGCUGAAUGAUUCAUAUCAAUAUUUGAGUGACUUAAAGGUAGAACCACGUUUGACUGCUGGUACUAGUUUACCAUGGAAUCCAUAUUUGACAACCAAUCCGCCAGGAAUGAUGACUAAUUUGCCUUACAAUCCUUACGGUGCGAUCGGUGGUGGUGGUGGUGCACUAACGCCAUUGGUGACACCUAGAUUGAUGCCGUUCUUCAGUUACCCACAACCAGUUUUCAUACCGUUUCCGAUGUAUUUCGCACCCACAGACCUACUCUAUCCAGGUUAUGUCGGCCCUAGUGGUAAUGAAAUCGAAGAACCAAUGCCCCGUGCUGCUAGUGAUCACAGGCCGCAAUCUACACAUUUCGACACCGCUCCGACAACCGGGCCAAAUGCAGCUACCGCUCGCAAUUCACAAAUCUACUUCAUGCGCUUCGCUCCAAUGCCUUAUAUGUUCAUGCCGGGCUUGGGCUUUACAUCGGCUCAACCUAACCUGCCCGCUUUUCAACCAUACACGGUACCCGCGAUUAGUCCAGUUUUGAAUAUCCCACUGAAUUUCGUUGCGAAUGGUAAACCUACAAAUAUUUAUCAGAUGGGUGGCACCCCAAAUGAUUUACAGAACUCCGUUAACUUUAAUAACGUUAAUCCGUUUAGUGUGCGUCCUCCGUCACCGUUAUCCUCAGCAUUUGCUUUUGUUGGCGCUCAUAGACCGACGGCUGCGAAUAUUGCGAACAGUUAUACAUCACAUGGCGCGUUUGGUCAACCGGCACCACCUCAGUCUGCCUUGCAGUCGCUUCAGCAGGAUUCGAAAAUGACAUUACUAAAGCGACCCUUCCUUUUCAACGGUCGUCCGGAUGAGAUCUACACUUUGCCGAACAAUUUUAAUUCACUGUACUCGAAUUCGGCAUAUUACUAGAAGCAAAAGCGUUAAACGUAGCAUUGGAACUGAAUUUCAAAAGUAUUAUGAGUGUAUUUAGAGAAACUAAAAGACUAUAUAUAUUUCAAUAAAAUAAUCAAG